AUGCUAUUCCCAUUUAUUAUAUUCUAUAUCGUCGGCGGCAGUUUAACGGAGGCGAAAACUCAAUACUGGUGUCAUGGAGACGGAGUUUUGAGCAAUCAACACACAUGUCGUUUCUUCACGAUAGUCAUCGACGCGGGUUCGACGGGUACUCGGUUACAUCUCUACAAGUUUAUACACGAUCCGGCGACGGCUUCACGCGGAAUGCCGUUUAAAGUUGAGAAAGAGAUUUUUCAGGAGGUGAAACCAGGACUCUCCUCGUUCGCCAAAUCGCCGAUCGACGCGGCCAACUCACUGGAGCCAUUGCUCCAAAGAGCCCGUCAGGAAGUCCCCCAUUUCAUGUGGGAAAAGACGCCGAUCACACUGAAAGCGACAGCGGGACUCCGCCUCCUUCCCGGUGAUAUGGCAGAUGAUAUAUUGGAAAAAGUGGAAGAGCGAAUAUUUAAUAGCGGAUUUUUUGCGGCGUUUCCCGAUGCGGUGAACGUGAUGCCGGGCAGUGAUGAGGGUGUUUACAGCUGGUUCACACUUAAUAUUCUACUCGAAACUCUUUUCAAUGACGAACCAACGAUCGGUCAUAACAAGCCAUGA
This is a messenger RNA of Caenorhabditis remanei, 585 nucleotides long. RefSeq lists its product as uncharacterized. The coding region runs from base 1 to 585 and encodes 194 amino acids. The record is from RefSeq and is a predicted model, not a curated record. Gene Ontology annotation, molecular function: GDP phosphatase activity; UDP phosphatase activity. Gene Ontology annotation, cellular component: membrane. Gene Ontology annotation, biological process: nucleoside diphosphate catabolic process. NCBI's taxonomy places the organism in Eukaryota, Metazoa, Nematoda, Chromadorea, Rhabditida, Rhabditidae. The transcript is spliced from 4 exons.